AACGGCUGACUAGUACUAGGCGCGCAUCACGUGGAAGUGGUGACGCGUCUGCGGGCGGUGACGUCACCAGUCUUGUUGGUGUGCGUCAGGAAGCAGGAGGAGCACCGCAUGGACAAGAUUGAGGCCGCUGGGAUCGCUAGGAACCAGAUCCUGGGCGGCAGCCUGCAGGACCUGCUGGCGCCUCCUCAGCGGCUGAUCAAGGCCAAGUCCGAGAGUUCCGUGGCCUCGCUGUGCAGCGCUGCCACGGUCUUGUCCGCCAGCCACGACCAUGACGAGUUCUGCACAGACGACCUGGAGAGGAACCGGUCGAGGUCUUUGGAGCCGCUGAGCGGGCUGGCGAUGUGGAGCGACCACAUCGAGUACAUACAGCUGCUUAAGGAAGACCGGGGGCUGGGCUUCUCUAUUUUGGACUACUUGGACCCAUCCGAGCCGGGCAGUUCAGUGAUAGUAGUCCGGUCGGUGGUGGGCGGCGGCGCGGCGGCCAGCGACGGCCGCCUGCAGCCCGGCGACCGGCUCAUCUCCGUCAAUGGCCUGGACGUGUCGAGGAGCCCGCUCGCUGCAGCUGUUAGCGCUAUCAAGAGCGCGCCCAAAGGAAUUGUUACGAUAGGUAUCGCAAAACCUCUUCCCUGCAGUACCGUAGUGGGUGGAGAGAAAGCCAACGGCCACAGUAUGCAGAGUAGUCAGGAAUGUAUAAACUCCCUGGCGUCGGACGACCACACCGGCAUGGACUCUUUCCAUGAGUGCCUUCAAGAGUAUGGCGAGGGUCUCGAAGUGGUUCAGAUCUGCCUGGAGCCAGAAGAAGCGUCUAUCAAGGACGAGGAGCUGUCGGCUCUAGGCGACCUUAGUUUAGAAGACUGCAAGAAAGACGAAAGAAAAGGUAGUAGAGAAAAAGUUAACGGCAUCGGCGAGUUCAAAUCAUCAAAAUCGGACGAUUCUUUAGACGAACCAGAUGACGACAUGACAAUAACAGAAGACGAUGUCCUGACUGCCCCUAGAGAGUUAAACUUAAGAAGCAAAUCUGCUGAUAGAAAAGAAAAUGGUGAGAGGAGUCUGUCUAAACAACAGAGUAAAGAUAUUUCUACCUCUGAUGAAAUGGUUUUUGCUGUCACACCAACAGGCUUAGAAAGAAUAAGCUUUGACCGGUAUUGGAAGGAGUGUGACGAAAAUAAAGUAGAAAAGAAAAAGUUAGAAGAAAUCAAAAGCGAUGAGAGUUGGAAGGAAUGUAUAAAUACCCCGAACGAUGAAACUAUUAGCUUUUACGAUGCCACUACUAGAAUAUCCGUCCAGGAAGAUAGCAAUUCGCUGUUGUACAUCGAUCACGACGUAGAUGGCUACGAAACGUGUCUCGACGAUGACUCCUCUGCAAAGUGUACAGUGAAAAAUGCUCGUAAAUUUUCCAGCGAUAAACACAUAAAAGAAAAAAGUAAACACGAUAAAAUAGCUGUUAGAAACAAAGACAACGACGCAAGUGCCAAAACGUUUGAACAGAACACUGCCAAUUCCGUCGACGAGGUGUCGUAUACCCGGCCUUACGUGCAGGAGCACAUAAUUAAGCAGAUGAAAUCAUUGAGAAUAGAACCCUUAAAUAUAAACAUUGCCCAUAAGAAGCAAAAGAAAAAAAGCCCGACCAAGCCGUCCAAGCACGAAAGAAAGUGUAUCGAAUAUUACAAUGACCAAGACGAAUGUUUGAAGGAGAUUAGACAACAGAAAUUAGACGAAGAGGAAAAGAAAUAUAAAGAGGAACAAAAGAAAUUGUUAGAUAAUAAUACAGCUGUGAUGGAGAAGAAAUUGCAACUGAAAAAGAAGGACCCAAGCGAAGAAUCGACGGAUCUCGAAAACAACUACGUACCGGGAUGUCAUAAGUGUUUUCUAGAAAAUUACGCGUAUGCAAUCACCAAAGCGUAUAUGGCUGAAGCAAGCGCGUGCAAGUACUGUGAAGUGAUACGGGACAUGCUAGAAGUUCCUAGAGGUUUAACUGAUCGGAGAAUGUCAGCGCCAGCAUUGGUGAAUCUGGAGAGCCCGAUAUCAGAUACUGAUGAUGAAGACUUGCUGAUGGUGCCUGUAUCCCAGAAUAGGAGAAAGUCUGCUGGACCCUUGAAGUUUCUUGUGCCUUCUAGAAGAGCGAGCUACGUCCAGGCAGCGAUGACAGUGACCGUGUCCCCCGAGCGGGGCCCACUCGCGGCGCAGCGCUGGGGCCCCCCGCGCCGGGUGGCUAUCAAGAGGAGCCCCGGGGCCCCGUUGGGCGUCAGCAUCGUUGGAGGCAAGGUUGACAUCAUCUCAAAUCGCGAUGGAGAAGAUGGCGAAGAGAAAGCUAUCUUCGGGAUCUUCAUCAAGAAUGUAGUUCCUGACAGCCCUGCGGGGAACUGUGGGGAAUUACAGACCGGAGACAGGAUCUUGGAGGUGGACGGAGUGUGUGUGAGGUCAGCGCAGCACGAGAGAGCGGUUCAGCUGAUCAAAGCGGCCGGGGAUAAGGUCACGCUGACUGUCCAGAGUCUCAUAGCUUGGAAUACAGACUCGUCAGACAUAGACGCGUCUCCGCCCGCGGCUUCGCCCGCGAGAUCCGUCAAGAAGUCGCCGUGUCCCACACCCGUGGCUGAGAAAACACCUAGACAUGAAAUUAAGAUAACAGUGUCAGAACCAGAUCUAGAAAACGAGAAAGAGAUAGACUCUAUCACAGAGAAGGAGUCAGAAAGAGAAACGACAUCAGAAGAACAGCCUGAACCGAAGCCGGUGUACUCGGACUCGGAAAGCAGCGAUGAGGAGGAUGAAAGAGAGUUGCAAGGCAGGACUUACUCUGACAAAGGAGUUGAGAUCGACCGGGCCUCAGCAGGCGCCAUCAAGCGCAGCAAAGAAGAAAAGGAGGCAGACCCAGAGCAAGAAGACGACUUCGGAUACACAACCAGUGAGUGGAAAGAUACAUUAUUCACACUGAUCAACUUCUCGUUUUACCUUGUUCAUGUUUAUUUCUACGCGUGCCUUAUUGAACAUAACAGGUGA
This is a messenger RNA of Ostrinia furnacalis (Asian corn borer), 2997 nucleotides long. RefSeq lists its product as uncharacterized. The transcript is spliced from 12 exons. Gene Ontology annotation, molecular function: protein binding. Lineage: Eukaryota; Metazoa; Arthropoda; Insecta; Lepidoptera; Crambidae. The record is from RefSeq and is a predicted model, not a curated record. The coding region runs from base 109 to 2997 and encodes 962 amino acids.